Messenger RNA from Diaporthe citri, 1083 nucleotides. RefSeq lists its product as uncharacterized. Gene Ontology annotation, biological process: biosynthetic process. The transcript has 4 exons. Gene Ontology annotation, molecular function: acyltransferase activity, transferring groups other than amino-acyl groups. Bases 1 to 1083 code for a protein of 360 amino acids. The record is from RefSeq and is a predicted model, not a curated record. Lineage: Eukaryota; Fungi; Ascomycota; Sordariomycetes; Diaporthales; Diaporthaceae.
AUGGCCGACCCAGAAGUCAAGCUUUACAAGCUAGGGGACUUUUCCCUCGCCUCCGGCGUGGUGCUGCCGCAGGCCUUCAUCGCCUACAAGACAUUCGGGUCCCCCUCCAACCCAGCGAUAAUAUACCCAACAUGGUUCUCGGGCCUCAUAGCAGAUAACGAAUGGCUCAUCGGCCGUGACAAGGCACUCAACCCGGACAAGUACUUCAUCAUCAUCCCCGCGCUCCUGGGCAACGGCCAGUCGUCCUCCCCGACCAACAUGCCGCACCUGCCCCCGGACCUCAGGCCAUUCCCGGACGUCACCUUCCGCGACAACGUGACGGCGCAGCACCGGCUGGUGACGGACGGGCUGGGCGUGAGCCACGCCCGCAUGGUCCUCGGCUGGAGCAUGGGCGCGGGCCAGACGUACCAGUGGCUGACGCAGUUCCCCGGCUUCGUGGACCUGGGCGUCCCCUUCUGCGGCAGCGCCAAGACCAGCCUGCACAACCAGGUGUUCCUCGAGGGCGCCAAGACGGCGCUGCUGGCGGCGAAGGGGGCUGCGUCCGGCGGGAUCUGCGCCGGGGAGACGACGGGUGGCGGCGGUGGGUACAGGAACUGGACGGCUGGGGAGCGGGAGACGGGCCUGAAGGCCCUGGGGAGGGUGUAUGCUGGCUGGGGGUUCAGCCAGGCGUUUUACCGGGAGAGGGUCUACGAGGAACUUGGGUACAAGGAUUUGGAGGACUUCAUGGUCAGAUUCUGGGAGACAUGGGCGUUGUCUAAAGAUCCGGAGAACUUGCUUGUCAUGCUUCACACGUGGCAAGCUGGAGAUGCGUCAGCACAAGAACCCUAUAACGGCGAUUUUGAGCUGGCCAUGAAGGGUAUCAAGGCAAAGACUCUUGUCCUGCCCGGCAAGACCGACCUGUACUUUCCUCCUGAGGAUUCGGAGUAUGAAGUACAAUGCAUGAACGAAGGGGUUGGAAAGCUGAUUCCGUUUCCCUCGAUAUGGGGGCAUUGGGCUGGUGGGCCAGGGACGAGCAAGGUAGACUUAGAAUGGCUGGACGACAAGCUGAAGACCUUGCUGGCGGACGGGAGUUUCCCUGCAUAG